AUGCCAGAAAUACAGGCACAGAUUGAUUCUCUGCGACUUGCAUUUUCUGCAGAUAUCAACCACCCCUUCGACCUUAAGCCCACAUUUCCCUAUGGAAGUCCAUCAGAAACUUAUCACCCAAGCCCUCCACUUGAUUCGCAUUAUAACCCCCGGUUGAAUUAUUGUGCUGGCGGUCUUCAGAACAGAGUCGGUUACACAGCCAACCCAAUGACGCCGAUAUCAGGUAGUGUUGAAGAUUCAAAGUCCAAUAAUUCUGCCAUUCAUCAGCUGGGGAUAAUUCCUUCUCAUUCGAGUUCAUGCCUUUCGAUCGACGUUCCAUUAGUUGACGAAAAUAGCUGGGAUCCUACACGCAUUAUCAACCAGUGGAAUAUGGCAUUUUCCAUUGGGCCGUCCUCUAUAAAUACAAGCUCGCCGCUGAUGGGCAUGCAUAAUAAUAGUACUCAGGGAAUACAAAAUUCUUUGGGUGGUCAAUAUCCAGUCCAAUACGGGCAACCGGCGAAGAUCCCUUCAGUUGCACCCACGCAGUCUAUAUCACAUCCCCAGUUUAGCGGGCAGCAAAUCGUAUUCACGGCGCGCGAUUGGCAGCAAAGUGUUGCGAGCGUUUUCGAUCCAACUGGUUUAAAGCGACAGUGGAACUAUGCAAUAGACCUGGAAACAGAACAUAACCCGAAGCGUCAACGUUAA
This is a messenger RNA of Aspergillus tanneri, 684 nucleotides long. RefSeq lists its product as uncharacterized. The record is from RefSeq and is a predicted model, not a curated record. Bases 1 to 684 code for a protein of 227 amino acids. Lineage: Eukaryota; Fungi; Ascomycota; Eurotiomycetes; Eurotiales; Aspergillaceae. The transcript has 2 exons.